Messenger RNA from Tympanuchus pallidicinctus (lesser prairie-chicken), 3430 nucleotides. RefSeq names its product syntaxin binding protein 6 (gene STXBP6). The coding region runs from base 474 to 1220 and encodes 248 amino acids. Gene Ontology annotation, biological process: exocytosis; regulation of SNARE complex assembly; Golgi to plasma membrane transport. The transcript has 9 exons. Gene Ontology annotation, cellular component: plasma membrane; exocyst. Gene Ontology annotation, molecular function: phosphatidylinositol-4,5-bisphosphate binding. The record is from RefSeq and is a predicted model, not a curated record. Lineage: Eukaryota; Metazoa; Chordata; Aves; Galliformes; Phasianidae.
CCGCCCUCACGCCUCAGCGCUGGCAGCGCGGCGGCUGCCGCCGCUGGGGUUCCGUGCGGUACGGCUCGGCGCUCACGGAGCUCACCGCUGGACGCUCAACGGCGCCCGCGCCGCUGCAACGAGUAGAGGAGAGAGAUCCCGCCUGCAGGAAGAUGGCAGCAGAGGGACCCUCCAACAAAUGGCAUCUGAUCUGGAAGCACAUAUGAAGCAAAGAUGUGUCAUUCCUCCAUGUGAAAGAAAUGGCACCCACUGACAUUCAUCAACACUUGCUGAAUGUUUAUGGGAGUAAAACUGUGCAUGCGAGAAUGGUCCAGUGCCAAUUUGAAUUCUGUGGAGCACAUUGCCAAUCUUGGCAGGAUUGUCCUACCACGCCUGUUGUAUAGUCUGGAUUUGGCAUUUUCUGACUGAUAUCUUUUUGGGCUGAUGAAAGAUGGACUGCAUGGAGAGUGUCAGUCUGCUAUAUCUGAUCUACAAUGAAUGCCAAAUCUGCAAUCAACAAAGAAAUUUUUGCCCCACAUGAUGAAAGGAUGCUGGGAGCUGUCCAAGUUAAAAGAAGAACGAAAAAAAAGAUUCCUUUCCUUGCUACUGGGGGUCAGGGUGAAUAUUUAACAUAUAUCUGCCUGUCAGCCAGUGGUACCAUAAAGUUGUUUUUCAAACAUAAACUUGUUAUUCCUUUCAAAGUGACUGCUCAUGGAAUGGAAAGUUACUUAAAAAUGACAUAUAUCCCUCCUUCCUUUGAAGUGACAAACAAAAAACCAGCUCAAGCAACUAUUACAAAGGUCAAGCAAUUUGAAGGGUCUACAUCGUUUGUUAGGAGAACACAGUGGAUGCUUGAGCAGCUUCGCCAGGUCAACGGUAUUGAUCCUAAUCAGGAUUCGCCAGAAUUUGAUUUAGUAUUUGAAAAUGCUUUUGACCAAUGGGUAGCAAGCACUGCUUCAGAAAAAUGCACAUUCUUUCAGAUUCUUCAUCACACAUGCCAGCGAUAUCUUACAGACAAGAAGCCAGAAUUUAUCAACUGCCAGUCUAAAAUUAUUGGAGGAAACAGCAUACUCCAUUCAGCUGCGGACAGUGUGACAAGUGCAGUACAGAAGGCAAGUCAGGCUUUGAAUGAGCGUGGUGAAAGGCUAGGUCGAGCAGAAGAAAAGACGGAGGAACUGAAAAACAGUGCUCAGCAGUUUGCAGAAACUGCACACAAGCUUGCAAUGAAGCACAAAUGCUGAGAUACUGCCCAAAGUUGAAAUAUUCUCGAAAGAAACUGAAAAGCCUAGGUUGAGCAGUUUUUACAGGAGAUGAAGACUUGUGUGUGUUUUUUUUUCAUUCCAGUUCAGUGGAGAUGCAUUCUUUCAGCUUCUGUGCAGGAAAAGAUGUUGCUUUUCUACCUUUUUGACUUAUAUUUUGUUCCUCUUUUGUAAUACUGCAACACAAUCUUGCAGUAUUUUGUACCUCUAUUUCUGUUUAUUACAGGAACUAAAGUGAACAAGGGAGCUGGACCAAAUGACAAAGUUGAUCCAAAUUAAAACAGUAAUAUUCUUUGCCAGUACUCCUCCCUGGUAUUGCAUAGAAGAGUAUUUUAAUUAAGUGCAGACAUGCAUGCAGAAAUAAAAUCCAAAGAAGGGAUACAUGUUUCUUGAAUUUAUGUAGCAUCAGCAGAAUAUGAAUGUUGGAAUUAAACACAUGAGGAUUUAACUGUGGUCAAGAAUACUGCCUUGGGAAACAGAAAACUUGUUUAGCCUACCCAGUGUAGAAAGUUUUGCAUGUGCCAACACCAGCAUUCUGAAGGGCAUAUCUGAAUUUCACAGGGGAAUCUGUUUCCAGUGCUGCAUUUUGAAUAUUUCUAUUUUAACUUCCAGAUGGAUUGUUCGAAGAGAAAAAUGAAAGAAACAUACAGUGAAUGUAUGUGUGAUGUUUCAAAACUGAGGAAAAAGAGAAUGAUAAAUCUAUAUGUAUAGCUGUGCCUCAGAAAUAAACUAGUGUCUAGCAAUCUGGUGUAAAGUAACAUCUCGUAUUAUUUUUUAGCAGAAGCUUCAGUCUUCAUCUUCUGGAGAUGCAUGCACUUUAAAAGCAAUGCACUUCAGAAACAUUUGUCCUCAUCUUACUGGAGAGCCAGAGAACUGGUAUUAAAUGAAUGCACUUUGGUUUUCACUUUCAAUGUAGAAUAAGAUAUUUCCAUUGUUAAUGACACUUUAAACAAUCUGAAGCACUCCAAGCAGUGCUAGACAAAAGAUAAAAUCUUCUGUCACAAUUAAGAUACUUCAAUUACCACAACCUGAUGUAACUGAAGUUCUGGCUUGGAAAUACUCAUGUUGUAAAAAGAUGUUUGUCUUUAGAAAAACUUUAAGACAUUACAUUCUUAUGGCUACAUUCAAAAUGUGCAUCUAUUUUUUAAAUAAUUAAGCUGUUUUAAUGAUGCUUAUUAUUUAACCCAACACUGAAAACUGACAGAAGGUGUAUUUUUGUCAUCUAUGUAGUACCACACAAUCAUUUAUACAGAUUUAGCAUCAUUAAAUUGAUAAGAAUUUUCUAAAUUCAGAUAGAAAUAUAAUGGAUUUUCAGACUUUUACAUGAAUUUCUGCUGAAAAGGUGAAGGUCACAGUUGCACUGCUAAGUUCCAGAUCUUUUGUGAGUUCAACUGCUCUAAAACACUGCUUUAAUCCCAAUGGCAGUUCUUCAGGAUUUUUUUGUAUAUUCUCCAGUUAAUAGUAUUGUGUUAUGUAUCAUAACUCAGGACUUUUAUUCAGCCAUAAAAAGCCAUUUACUAUGAAAAUUCUGAGUAACUUAGUGUUACCAAAUGAAGGAAAAGGGGGUUAUUUAUGUAUUCACCUUCUUGCUGUUCAUUUAACUACUAAAUUUGAUAGUUUGUAGAAAAAGAAAAAGAAAAAGAAAAAAAAAAAAAAAAAGAUGUAUAAAUGUCCAUACAAAGAUAAAUCUUAUAGCAUUGCAAUUUCCUCCUGGAAAUCAGUUUGUAGCAUAUACAACAUAGUAUUAUUAGAUAGUGAUGUACAUAACGUAUACUAUAAUUCAGGUUAGUGUUACACAUGAAAGAAUGUAUUUGUAAAUUGUAACAACAUCAAUAGUUUAUCUUUUUAAAUUUCUGCAAGGAAAAAAAUAAUGCAUUGCUAGACUUGAAACUACUGUGCUGCAAAGUCUGUCUUAAAAGGCUAUUUUUGAGUCAAGAGUAGUUGUGCAUUAUGUGAAAUAUUAACAAAAAAGUGCUCCUAAAUUGUUGGUAGGUUUUGCUAUGAUUUACCAAAAUUGUAAUAGUUGCUGGUAUCUAUGUAACCAAUUCCUCAAAAGUUCUCAGAAAUGUAGAAAUUUUGUGCCAUUCUGGGAAAACUAAAAGUGGGACCUGCUCUCUUGUGUAAUUACUGGAAAUCCUAUUUUUUAUUUUUAUUUUUUGUCAUUAAAUACUUCAAAUGUGGUCAAAACAAAA